This is a messenger RNA of Parnassius mnemosyne (clouded apollo), 1326 nucleotides long. The record is from the annotation of a GenBank genome assembly. Lineage: Eukaryota; Metazoa; Arthropoda; Insecta; Lepidoptera; Papilionidae.
AUGGCAGCUCCAAAUGAGGAUGAAAUAUUAGAAGGUUUUCUGUGUCCUAUUUGUAAAGCCGAUUUGAAAUCUGCUUCUCAAUUAACGAAUCAUUUUGAGAGUUUACAUCAAGAAGAACAGGACGUCCUUAAAUCUUUAAAAGACAUAUUUGGAAAAGCGAAAAAAAUUAUAUUAAAUAAUGAAGAUAGCGAUUUGAAAGAAACAUUUGAUCGGGCGUUAAAAUUUAAUUCCCAAGAGUACUAUCCUAGCGAAGAACAAGUAAUAGGCGUGUCACGUUGUUCUACGGACUAUUUCAAGGGUGUCCGAUCAGCAAGACUAGAAAGAUAUGCAACUGAAACGAAUAAGCUGCUUAUUCGAUUAGAUAAGCUUGUUUGUAAUAUGCCCAGUGAGCCAAAUCAAAGAAAAGUACAUGAACAGGAAGUGGUACCGUGGUUGGAUGGGUCUUCAGUGAAACUUUGUCCCAAUUGUGCAAAAGCUUUCAAUCUUACUAGGAGGAAGCAUCACUGUCGUCUUUGUGGGUCUAUAUUGUGCCAUGACUGCUCUGUUUUCCUUGAUAUAAAUGUUGCAAAGUCAAUAGUUGAUCCAUCUUUACCUCAAGCUUUAACACAGUCAGAUCAAGAAGUAACUGAAAAAAAUGGCCUAAGGCUCUGUGAGCACUGUUUUAAUCUAAUAGAGCUGCGGAAGCAAAUCCAGGAUAGUCGAAAUGCAAAGACUGUUCUAGUGACAGCAUAUGAACAAAUGCGGAGUUUGAUGGAUCAGGCUAGGCCCGCUGUUGCAAUGUAUGAAAAGAUGUGUCAAAGCCUCUUUGACGGAGAAACAACGUACAACUUGUCGGAUGUGAACGCAUUGCGCGGUCGCAUUGGUAAGCUGGCAGAGGGAAUUGAUCUACUGAGUAAGCAGAUCGCUAGCUUUCCAGUGGACCCUGGAACGCGGCAGGCAAAACUACAAAAUUCCAUAAGACAAGCUGCGGCACAUUUUAUUAAGGAAGAACUCCUAUCCUUACGCAAAUUACCUACGGAAGCGCAGAUAGACGAAGUUCGCAGAGAGCGGUACGAGCGGGCGCAAAAGCAGGUCCAGAUGGAAAGGGAGAGGAUGGAAAGAGAAAGAGAUUGGAGAGGAGAAGAAGCUGGCGCGAGCGGAAGUCGAGUAGACAAUAAUCCAGAAGUAGACGAUAAUAACCCCUUAAUAGAGCAAAUGAAUAUCAUCCGCGGCUAUAUAAAAGAAGCGAGAAAGGAGCUGAAAUUUGAAGAGGUUGCGAUUUUGGAGGCAAAUCUUAAAGAACUGAAGAAAGAGUACCAACUGCAAAUGCUCUCAAACAAGUCCUAG